AUGCUUAAGAACAUGUCUGCCUUAAUUUAUUUCCUCACAUUAAUCCCAUCUCUUUGCUUCCUCAUUUCGCCAUCAAUUUCUCAACUAUCCUUUACUCCGGCCCCGGUUCCGGGCUCUAUACCAUUCCACUAUAUCAAUCGAGGUAACUUUGAUGUUAACAUCGGCGAAUUCGAGUCCGCCUUCCGAUGUGUAGGAAUCCAUAGUCCAAAAUUCUCUUUAUGCUUUUACACCAACAUUAACAUCCUAAAUUCUUUUACCCUUGGUAUAGGCAUGAGCUACCCACCUAAAUGGGUUUGGUCCCCAAACCGGAACAACCCGGUUCGUGACGGGGCUAGUCUUUCCCUAGGGAAAGACGGCAAUCUCGUACUAGCCGAUGAUGAUGGCCGUGUUGUUUGGCAAACCAACACGGCCAACAACGGUGUGAUUGGGUUCAAGUUGCUUGAUAACGGCAACUUGGUAUUAUACGACGCUAAUAACAAUUUUGUAUGGCAAAGUUUUGAUUACCCUUCGGAUACAUUAUUGGCCGGCCAGUCUCUUAAGGCCGGGUUAACUAAUAAGCUCGUAAGUAACGCAUCGCCUUCGAGCUAUUUCGAAGGGAACUACACCUUAGAGAUGAGCCCUAAUAAUGUGUCCUUAUAUUACAAGAGUUCAAACAAUCCAACACCACUUCCUUACUACAGCUAGAAUUGAUCAAAGUAGUAACUCAACGUUUUUUUCCAAAGAGUUCAAAUAUUUUGUAGGAGUUACAAACUUGUUUUUUCAUUUUACUUUCCAAGCCAUUCAAUACAUAACUACAGAUCAUUAUGAUGGUAUACUACGUACGUACAAUGACACGUCCAGUUCGAAUCAACAGUUAGUCGAAACGUGGUACAAUGGCACGUAUUCCUUCCUCCGACUAGACCAUGAUGGUAUACUACGUACGUAUAAUCUCGACCCUAUGAACAGGGUAGGAGGUCUUGACUCCAUAUGGAAAGUAGAGUUCACUCUUUUUAUGGGUGAGCCAUUGAUGAAUGAUAAAAAAAGGGCAACUGAAUGCCAAAUGCCUGAGAAGUGCGGCGAGUUUGGUGUUUGCUAUAAAGGGCAGUGUGUGGCUUGUCCUUCCCCUAGAGGGCUAUUGGGUUGGACGGAAAAGUGUGCGCCGCCCAAGUUGGUGGGAUGCGGUGGUGGUGGUGGUGGGAUGAAUGCCAAGUACUACAAGGUUGGUGGUGUUGAGCAUUUCAGUAGCAUGUACACCGAAGGAGAGGGGCCGAUGAAAGGAAGGGAGUGUAAGGCUAUGUGUAGCAAAGAUUGCAAGUGUGUUGGUUUUUUCUAUGAUGAAGAGAGGUUAAAAUGUUGGGUUGUUUAUGAUCUCAAGACUUUGACGCAAUCUAGUAACCCUAAGCACUUUGGUUACGUCAAAUUGUCUAAUUAAUAACUAUAAUUAAGUGAGUAAUCUUGGUUAAGACUAUGGAAAUUAAGGAUUGAUUUGUCAGCUUUUUAUGUUUGUUUUCAUUGCAAAAACAAAUACUAAUAAAUGUAAUCAAAGGCGAAUUGUUUCAAAUAAAAAUAAUAUAAAUGUUAGUAGAGUAUGCAGUAA
Molecule: messenger RNA, 1576 nt
Organism: Spinacia oleracea (spinach)
Lineage: Eukaryota; Viridiplantae; Streptophyta; Magnoliopsida; Caryophyllales; Amaranthaceae
Product: epidermis-specific secreted glycoprotein EP1-like
Exons: 1
Coding region: 1-684 (227 amino acids)
Source: RefSeq, a predicted model, not a curated record